AUGAAGUCGUCCUUCGGCGGGAUAUCCCAACACGUUGUGCAGUUGGGAACAGUAAAAUACUUGAGCGGGUAUUUUUAGAAUUGUGUAGGCUACAAACACUAUUGUGGACUGGAAUUAAAAACCAGUAGUGGACAAUGGCUGACAAGUCAGGAAAGGGAUCCAAGCGAGUUGUUCUUGCAUACAGUGGCGGUCUCGACACGUCCUGUAUACUUGCCUGGCUCAUUGAGCAGGGUUAUGAAGUCAUUGCCUAUUUGGCCAAUAUUGGACAAGAUGAUGAUUUUGAUGCCGUCAAACAGAAAGCUAUGAAACAUGGAGCACUAAAGAUGAUCAUCCCAGACCUGAAGAAGGAGUUUGUUGAGGAUUACAUCUGGCCGGCCAUACAGGCCAACGCGCUGUACGAAGAUCGUUACCUACUGGGCACUGCUCUCGCAAGACCACUUAUUGCAAAGGCAAUGGUAAAAAUUGCAGUGGAUGAACAAGCUCAUUAUGUUUCUCAUGGUGCAACUGGAAAAGGAAAUGAUCAGAUUCGAUUUGAACUUGGUGCGUACGCCCUCCACCCAGAUAUUGAGGUGAUUACUCCUUGGAGAAUACCCGAAUUCUAUCAGCGCUUUCCUGGCAGAACGGAUCUUUUUGAGUACGCAAAGAAAAAAGGUAUUCCCCUACCUGUAACACUAAAGAGUCCAUGGAGCAUGGAUGCCAACUUGAUGCAUGUCAGCUACGAGUCCGGGGUUCUUGAGGAUCCUAACCAUCAUGCCCCAGAGGACCUGUGUCAGAUGACCGUCAAUCCAGAGAAAGCGCCUGACAAAGCAGAGAAGCUAGAAAUCGAUUUCAAAAACGGGAAACCAGUACAGGUGAAGAAUCUGGAAGAUGGAACCAUCAAGACAAACGCCCUUGAACUCUUCACAUAUCUAAACCAAGUGGGUGGUCGUCACGGAGUUGGACGUGUGGACAUUGUAGAGAAUCGAUUUAUCGGCAUGAAGUCGCGAGGUAUUUAUGAGACUCCUGCUGGGACAAUUCUGAUUGCAGCCCACAUGGAUAUUGAAGUCUUUACAAUGGACCGGGAAAUGCGAAAGGUGAAGAGAGACCUUGAUAUGAAAUUCAGUGAUCAGGUUUAUAAAGGUUUCUGGUUCAGCCCUGAGUGCGAGUACACCCGCUUCUGUAUCAACAAGAGUCAGGAGCACGUCGAGGGGCGGGUAACUCUCAAACUCUUCAAAGGGGCCAUACAUAUCUUGGGUCGGGAAUCCAAGCUGUCGCUGUACAAUGAAGAACUUGUCAGCAUGAAUGUCCAAGGAGACUACGAGCCACCAGAUGCAGGUGGAUUUAUCAAGAUCAAUGCUCUCAGAUUACGAGAAUAUUGCCGACUCCGACAAAAAACUGAUGCCAAGCAAUAAAACGCAGCUGUCAUCUAUAAACCUGAACACUUCAGCAGUUUCAGAGAAAUACGCUUUACAAAAACAGCAUGAAUACUCUCUCUAGCUUACACAGUGCUUGCUAUUGUAUGAUAGACUUCUCUCUUUUUGUACACACCGUAUGUGGAUCAUAUGUCAAGUGUCUGAAUCUUUGGAACAUUUUAAAUAUUAAUUCUGUAAGUUUUGUAUAGCAGUUACAUAACUGAAUGGAAAGCUAAAUUUCUGACACAACAAGAACAAAAUAUUGUCAUUGAUGUUAUAAAAUAACAUUAUUUGUAUCAUUGCUCGUUGACAUACAUUAUUGAAUAUGAAUGAUAUAAAUUAAUUUUAUGCUGCUUUAAUGCAUGUAUAGAUGUCAUUCUUGGUGAGAUAUUUAACAAUAUUUAGGAAUUGACAAGUUUCAAGGACAUUUUUGGUUCUUUUUAAAUUGUCAGCUAAAAUUUAUCUUGUUUUCAUUACUUUUAAAACAAAAUGUAAACAUGGUUUUCUUUUGUUUCUUUUUAAAAACAAGAUUUCUUCCAAAAUAUCUUUAAAGAAGAUGUCUGUUAUGUUAGUCAUUGACUUGUAUUCAUUCUUAUACUCUUGUUAUUGCAUUGUUUAUUUCAUUAUAUGCAGAGUAAUAAUUUUUAAUGCUUAAUAGACACGGCCACAAGGGAGAUUAGUGUGCUGCUAUUUGUGUAACCUUCUUUAAAUAAAGAUUAUUAUUAUUAUUUGUUUUGAAUAAUUUGAUUUGCUUUCACAUUUAUGCAGCAUAUCAGAUAAGAAAUGUGCUAUUGCACAUGCCCAACCCAGUAAUGAAUGAGUUCGUGCAAAAUAAUAAAAUAAUAAUCCAUUUAUCAUAAAAUUUAAUGUUAAUGUCAUAAAUUGUUAUUGUAAUUAUGAGGUACCGUAUUUUCCGGCCUAUUAUACGCACUGGUGUAUAAACCGCACCCCUUGUUUUUAGACAAAGUUCUGACCUUCAUCCGUACAUAAACCACACCUUUAAAUAAACCGCGGUUGAAAUAAAGCCAUAAACUUAAUUACAGUUAUUUAUUGUUUGUAUUUAAUAAUAAUAAUGAGAUCCAUUCUCCCUUAAAUUUAAACAAUAAAUAAUUGUCGAUUGUGUACGUGGCUUUCAGUUUCAUUUCACCUAAUAGUAAGUUUCGUAAACAAAACACACUGUUGACAAAGCCCGCUAUUGUUAUGAAAAUAUUAACAAGAACUUGGUAAUGCAUUGUUAAAGGUUAAAGCAAUGUCUGUAAUAUCACAUAUAGUAUGACAGUAGAUAGUAUCAUAUAGUAUACUAGUAAUGUAUGCCAGAUAUGUAUACAAAUGUUGUGAAAUGUUAAAUCGGGUAUUGUUGGUUGAUACUGUAUUCCAUAGUCAAUAUGAUGUACAGAUAUGGGUUUAUUUCAUCACCUAAUUGAAGAAUAUGUUUUAUUUGCAUCUGUAUUUUACGUAUGUAUUUAGAAAAGGUCUAGUGGGUUUACACCUGUAAUUUACACCUACACCAUUCUGCUGACCUAUAUAAUACAUCUGGACAAUAACUUAGGCUAGGUUAAGUUUCUGGAUAAUUUCAUGUUGUAAUUGUACAGUUUUUCAAUGGACUCUUUUAAUUCUUGUACGAAUUUAUGGACGUGCCGAAAUUUUAACGAAUGUAAAUUAUGUUGUCAAAUGAGUUUAAGUCAUUCAAUUAGGCUUACAAAUUAUCAAAAAACAUUAUGUCCUUGUUUUUACACAGUUUAAUGUGACACUAGGCUUCUGGCUGUUGUUUGUGUUUCUUUGGUCUUGUUAUAAUGAUGGUGAGAUUACUUGGACAUCAACAAAUGAUUUUUGAAUCUCAUUCCAUUUAUUAACUUGUUACGAAUCUCGUGGAAUACAUAUACAUGUAUUCCUGAAACAAUUUUUGAUAAAAUUAUAAUGAUCAUGUUACUCGUUUUAAUUAACUGAUUUAUUAAUAGCAAUAAUGAAAACACUCGAUUAGGUUGUGGUAAUCAUAUACCCAGAGUUUAAAUUAGUCUUGUAUUUUUAACUUAAUUUAAAUAAGUCCUAGAAAAUUUACUUCUUUUUUUGUAUAAUGUGAUGAUACUUUGUCUGGACACUGGUUAUACACUAAUUAUAUACAAUCUAUUGAUUUACGCAUUUUAAUGUCCAACCUCGACACAAAAUAAGGUGUUCAUAUUUUGUUAAAAAUGUUUUCUUUUAUUUUCAAAUAAAGUUUUGUUUUCUGGGAA
Messenger RNA from Gigantopelta aegis, 3622 nucleotides. RefSeq names its product argininosuccinate synthase-like. The record is from RefSeq and is a predicted model, not a curated record. The transcript is spliced from 15 exons. Gene Ontology annotation, cellular component: cytoplasm. Bases 135 to 1391 code for a protein of 418 amino acids. Gene Ontology annotation, biological process: urea cycle; L-arginine biosynthetic process. Lineage: Eukaryota; Metazoa; Mollusca; Gastropoda; Neomphalida; Peltospiridae. Gene Ontology annotation, molecular function: argininosuccinate synthase activity; ATP binding.